AUGGCGCCACAGUGCCAGGCAUUAUACGUGUCGGAUGAACGGCGAUGCAGCGAGGAAGCUACCAACGUUAAUGGCUUGUUCUGUUCUUUCCAUGCUAGGCAAGUCUACAGUUUGUAUAAGGGUUACAAGCGUAGAGGUGCCCAGUUGGACGCUUUGCAGAAGGACCCUCCGGACUACCUUGUCGACCGCCCUAUACAUAAAAUCUCCUUUGACGACAUAGAUGAUGAGGAAACUCUCAAGACGCUCCACGCCUUCCUGUUCAAACAAAACGGUCUUCUCGAUCGCUGUAUCCGUGCCAGAAAGCUCCACCACUCGCGCUUCUACGCUCUCGAGCUCGACUAUGGCCACCAACACUAUCUGGACCAUCUGAUUAGCGAGAAGCACAACACCAGUCGCGCUCUGGAGAAGCUUGAGAGACGAACCGCCGAGGUCUUGUACAGGCAGCAACAGUGGUUCGGCUGGGUCCGCAAUCUUGAGGACGACGAAGAGAAGGAACGGGAUGCCGAGAAGAAGAAGAUCAAGCAAGAGGCCGCAUUGUUCAAGCGUCACUGGAAAGACGUCUCUGCUCGUCUGGACAAGUUGAGACAGAAAGAGAACGAAAAGAGACAAGCCGAAUACCUUGAGAAGGUUUGGGAAGAGAGAAACAGAUUCGAGGAGGAACUCACCGCCGAAGGAGAAGGUGGCGAGGAAUGGGACCCUAUCGAGGACCUUGUCGAGGACGAACGCGAAAAUUACGUCGAUCUCAUUCGUCGCUUCUUGUGGCUCGCAGAACCCAUCACCCUAGCAUCGGACGAGCCAAGGUCCCCGAAAGCCGCCGCGGCAGACGCGUCGACUCCGAAGAAGGAGAACGCGAACCCUGCCGACGUGCAGUCUCCGUCGAAGGAGGCGUCAAAUUCUCAGGCACUCGUGGAGACCAACAAGUCCAAGAACGCAAAGAAGAAAGCACGACAAAAGGCAAAGGCUCUAGAAGUUCAAGAAGCUAGCAAGGCCAAGCCUGGUGAGGUCCACAUCGAAACACCUGAUGAAGUUCGCAUCCGGCUGCGUGAAGGCUCAACCAUGUGUGGUGUCUUGCAGACUUUCGAUCCUGAGGAUCCAUCAAAGACCGAGAUCGUCACGGACAAGACUUUUCCUCUUGCUGACGAUGAGAUCGAGUCUUUGAUGCAGCAGAUUCCUGACAUCAAGCAGUUGUUGUUCUGUCGAUUGCUGCUUGGCUAUGCGACUUUGCUACCAGCAGCACUGCGAGCUGAGAACGUGGAAGAGUUCCUGGCUGAUUCAUCCGUGACCAACGCAGAGCUGAGAGACUUGUGUUUGAAGAUGGAACAACCUGGACUGCAACAACUACGUGAUGCAUGUGCUGAUCUUGGUCGUGAAGACAACGAGCCUGAUGAAGACGAAAGUGUCCCUUCUGCCAGCGCGGAAGCACCCGCUGGACGUACCAAGUUCACAUCGAGACCCAUGUUCCCAGUCAAGAAUGUGAAGACCAAGCGUGAGAAGGAAAUCAAGGAGAAGAGAGAGAAAACUAUGCAAGACAACCAAGACAGAACCACUUUUGUUGACUUCGGCGACGUUGAUGAUCAGCAACAAUACCGUAUCAAGAAGAUUCGUGUCAAGGUUUGUGGCAGAUUCAUCUACAACUAUCCUAGCGAAAAGGCAAUGUCCAGAGGUGGAUGGCUGCAGUUUUCAGUCAUCGCGAAAGACUGUUCGCUCUUCCAGGCAGUGAGCCUAGCCCGAAGUUGGGACGAGUUCUUCGAGCUCAACAUUCUGACUUGUAAUCACUACUUCCCGGCUGCGCAGUGGGCAUCAUGGAUCAGGAGCAUCACUCAUGAGCAGCUUCUUCAAGUCGGGUUUAUACCAUACUUCCAGAUGGACAAAGCAGCACACAUGACUUCUCACCAUCAGACUGGAUCUCGUGCCCAUGGACAGCGCCGCACUCAUCAUGCUGUCGAGACUCGAAAUUUUGUAUGCGCACAUAUGAAGCGUAACGAUCCAGUCACCAGACGCUGGAUUCAGUACGCUGUUAUGGAGUCCUACAAGAUGGCAAUCAUGGUUCGUGACGGUCGAACUGGUAAUGUCAUUGUCGAACCACCUCAAGAGCAUAAGUGGCUCAUUCGAACCAAGUCUGGUGUUGGAAGAGCAAGUCGAUCUGAAUGGCAAAUUGUCAAGGAAAUUGACGACAAGUUCUGGGAUGAGAUCGACCGCUUCCGCGAGUGGCACCUUGGCUUCAAGGAUUACUACGACAUCGUUGUGUGGGACAUUGAGAGUGGCGAGCACUACUCUUCGCUCUACAACUCGAUUCAGGAGCUUUUGAUCAGAGCCCUCCGUUUCAGAGAUCCCAAGGACUUCUACAAGCCCGCCGAGCAUGUUCUGCGUACUCUCACCCGUGACGAGCAUCUUUCUCGUGCAAGAGACCUGCGUCCAGACGAAAUGGGCAAGGGCAAAAGUAUUUGGGACUGGAUUCAUAGUGACGGCACCAGAAUGAGAUACUUCUCCAGAGGCAGUGAUGGAAGCCACAGAGAAGAAGCCCCUCCUCAGCUAUUGUACAAGCAAGAGGAUAUGCUGGAAGAUCAGGUUCUAUUCCCUUGGGACCGUAGUCUAUGGACUGACGAAGAGAUCCCUGAAACCGCCAGCAAGAUAAUUGCAGUUGCAAAGAAAGCCGCAGAUCUUGCCCCUGCCAAUUCAGGCCACGAGUUGAUGUUGGCCGAUGCUGACGCUGAAUCUAACGCUGGUGAUGAAGGUGUGCUUGCAAGUCAAACUGGUAAGAUGCAUAAUUUCGAGCACCACGGCUUGGACCUCAACCGCUGGAUCAACGAUCUCGACACUGACGAAGAGCUGAGCGAUACCGAGUAUCAGGAAGUCUCAGAAGGUGAGGACGAUGGCAGUGACUGGGUAUCUGAUGAGGAAUAUGCUGAAGGUGUUAUUGAAGAACUCUCUGAAGCUGCCGGCGUGACCAUUCGAGGCCGCUGGGUCGACGAUCACAACGAGAAGGAGCCGAGAUGGCAAGAUAUGGUUAUGGCACUGGAACUCUGGGAAGAUCCAUCGCUCUCCAACCUCCGCGAGAAUAAGGCUGUUGGCUACCGUGCACCCAGACAACUGCCCACUAUCAUGACCUCUAGAGGAGAGAUUGAAGACAUGAAGGAAGAGUGGGAGCUCUUCAUCGAUCGAACCAGAGCUAGCAGUUUCAAAGAAGCGUGGCACAAAGCCGAUCUCGAACCUGGAGCUCAAGAGAAAUACGCCGAAACUCAAAAGAUCAUGAAGGCGUACGUCGACUUCUUCGCCAAAGGAACUAAGGGUCCUUGGGCACCAGGAAUGCUCGAGCGUCAAUUCAUGCUUAUGAUGCUCCUUGAGGUUGAUCCGGAUGUGCACCGAAGAGUCAAACGCGACAUGACCUUCGCCAACGCCAUGAUCACCUGUUUCUUCCAGAGAGAUAGUCCCUUCUUCAGCUCUGAGGAGGGCAUGCUAUGGAAAGACUCUGCCCUCUUCGACCAGGCAGAACGUGCGAAGCAUAUCCCUGACGUCCGCUCCUCGCACUCUAACCGCACCCGAUCUGCCUCCCAGUGGGAAGAUUGGGACAAGAUUCGUAAUGAUGUGAUGAAGUCUGGCCAUGGCGCGCUUCUCUGGGCAUCCGACAAGUACCCUCAAGAUUGGAAAUACAUAACACGACCUACCAUCGCGCACCUGUACCGUCACGGACUACUAGCACCCCGCUACAAGCCAGAAUACUCCGGCUGCGCCGUCGUCCUCGAAGAACCCGCUCGACCAGCAAAACCCGAGCUGUACUUCGACUUCCGCGAAGACGCACAAGAAAUGAAACCGCGUCAACCCAUGCAAGAUCCCCUCAAAGUAGCCCCCCUCCUCGACUCAGCACGCGACUACGCAGCCAAAAACCCCGACGCCUAUUUCUCCAUCCUCCGCAUCUGGUCCGCCCCCCACUUCUGGCCCCUGAUGCUAGGCUACGACAACCGCGACGGCACCUCCUUCGCCGACGACAUCGGCCGCACCUGGGAAUGGAAAUUCGUGCCCAAAGACAUGCCCUUCAGCGAAUGGAGCAUCCACCACGCUCUGCGCCUCCGUCUAAACGAAUACGAAAAGAAAAUCGAAGGCAAGGUUUUUUUGAAGGGGGAUAAAGUGCUCGUGGUGGGUAAGAAUCGGGAAAUGUGUAGGAAUUAUUCGACGAUUGCGUAUUUUGCGGUUACGACCAGGCCUUGGAGGUUGGAGGUUGAUGUGUGGAAGAGUUUUUUCGGUGUCAAGUUGGACUUUUUGGAGGGGUUGGAUGGGAGGUGGUGGGAGUAGUGUUUCUCAUCUCUAUAUCCUCCCGGUACAACAGUCUUCUUCCUGUCAUGUUUCUUGCACGCAAUGGUGCUGUGAAUGUGGUUGUCGAAAGGCAAGCGGUGUUAGUAUGAGGAUUCAUCGGAUGGCCUGUCAGGGGGAGAGUUAUCUUGAAUUCUUCGUCAAAUGUCACGCUCGUUUGUGACAGUCAUAGGACAAAUGCUUGUUUUUGGGGGGGUUGCAUAAA
Aureobasidium pullulans EXF-150 is the source of this 4513-nucleotide messenger RNA. RefSeq lists its product as uncharacterized. The coding region runs from base 1 to 4290 and encodes 1429 amino acids. The record is from RefSeq and is a predicted model, not a curated record. NCBI's taxonomy places the organism in Eukaryota, Fungi, Ascomycota, Dothideomycetes, Dothideales, Saccotheciaceae. The transcript is spliced from 4 exons.